Eurypyga helias (sunbittern) is the source of this 1080-nucleotide messenger RNA. RefSeq names its product breast cancer metastasis-suppressor 1-like (gene BRMS1L). Gene Ontology annotation, molecular function: histone deacetylase binding. Gene Ontology annotation, cellular component: Sin3-type complex. The record is from RefSeq and is a predicted model, not a curated record. Gene Ontology annotation, biological process: negative regulation of transcription by RNA polymerase II. Lineage: Eukaryota; Metazoa; Chordata; Aves; Eurypygiformes; Eurypygidae. Bases 2 to 835 code for a protein of 277 amino acids. The transcript is spliced from 9 exons.
AAUGGAUGAUGAGGACUGUGAAAGAAGAAGAAUGGAAUGUUUAGAUGAAAUGUCCAAUCUUGAAAAGCAAUUUACAGACCUUAAAGAUCAACUUUACAAAGAAAGAUUAAGCCAAGUGGAUGCAAAACUACAAGAGGUCAUAGCUGGAAAAGCACCUGAAUAUUUAGAACCAUUGGCAGCUUUACAAGAAAAUAUGCAAAUCCGAACCAAGGUGGCAGGUAUCUAUAGAGAGCUUUGCCUGGAAUCUGUGAAGAACAAGUAUGAAUGUGAAAUUCAAGCUUCUCGACAGCACUGUGAGAGUGAAAAGCUUCUAUUAUAUGACACUGUACAAAGUGAACUAGAGGAGAAGAUUAGAAGACUUGAAGAAGACAGGCAUAGCAUUGACAUUACCUCAGAAUUAUGGAAUGAUGAGCUCCAGUCCAGGAAGAAAAGGAAGGAUCCAUUUAGUCCAGAUAAGAAGAAACCUGUUGUUGUGUCAGGCCCAUAUAUAGUUUAUAUGUUACAAGACCUUGAUAUACUUGAAGAUUGGACAACAAUAAGGAAGGCAAUGGCUACACUGGGGCCACACAGAGUAAAGCCAGAAUUACCUGUCAAAUUAGAAAAGCAUCUACAUAGUGCUAGAUCUGAAGAAGGAAGACUCUACUAUGAUGGAGAAUGGUAUGGACGUGGACAGACGAUAUGCAUUGAUAAGAAAGAUGAAUGUCCUACAAGUGCCAUAAUUACAACAAUUAACCAUGAUGAAGUUUGGUUCAAGAGACCGGAUGGAAGCAAGUCCAAGCUGUAUAUUUCUCAGCUACAGAAAGGAAAAUACUCUAUAAAACAUAACCACAACUGACCAUUGCUAACCAGAUAUGAAACAAGUGGUAUUGCCAUGCUUGAUGUGCCAUGGGGUGAAAGUUUCUAUUUGUGAUUUGUAUUCCUUACACACCAGAUUCUGCUGUAAAUUUAUAUUUGUCGUGCUGUAUGUAAACUUCAUAUGGAUGGCCUUCAGAAACCUGAUGAUAUUAACAUGUCCGUCAACAUGAUUUACCUCUAAAUUUGGUCCAGUGUGUAAGAUACAAAGUAUGCUUUCAAGUAUAA